CACACACACACACACACAGUGCCACUCUCUUUCUUACACAUACAGCUCACUGGACACGGAGACGGGCGCGCGGGUACAGGACCUCCUCCAGCUGUUCAAGGCGUGCGCUUUGGCGUUGUAAACGGAUGUUCCCGGAGUGACCCGACAGGCUUCCUCGCGUGCGUUCUCCUGCGUAACAGCGUUGAGGCUGCGGAUGGAGCCCAGCUGGAUAAUGCAUGCGCAUCCUCCUCAUCCUCGUCCUCAGGGCGCGCUGGGCUGCCCGGACCCAUCCGAGCGCCACGCCAUCGCGGUACAUCACGGCCCCGCGUACCCGGAUCAGCACGGAUCCCUACUGCCCGCAGAGGAGCGGGACAUGUUCCUCAGUCCCGCAGAGCCUCAGGGGAACCCGUACUUCCACGCGCACGCGCCGCAGACACACUGUCGAGCGCGCGCGGGCUACAACUCCGCUCAAGCUCGACUGUCCGGUGGUUCCCUGUACAGACCCCCAGUCCUUCACUCUCCACCUUUCCCCUGGAUGGACACCUCGAGAGCGGUUCCUCCUGCGCACCAGCACGCGCCUUCCUGGACUCCCGUUUCUUUCUCUAAAUCGUGUCCGGUGUUUCCAGCCUCCUGUCCGCAGCCCUGCCGCAUGCCCCCCUCACCGGCCACCGACACGACUCCAACACCUCUGCUGAACGGCCUGGAGACUGAGAGUUGCGGCACGAGUGAGCGCGCGUGCACCUAUUACAGCGUGGCGGGAGCUCGAGAGAGCGUGGAGAGACCUCCGGGAACAGCUAAGAGCAAACACAGAGCGAGCCCUGGAGGCCGUGAGUGUGUAAACUGCGGGGCGACCUCCACUCCUCUGUGGCGGCGGGACGGUACAGGUCAUUACUUGUGUAAUGCUUGUGGACUCUACCACAAGAUGAACGGCCAGAACAGGCCACUCAUCAGACCCAAACGCCGGCUGUCAGCAGCCAGGCGAGCGGGUACUUGCUGUGCAAACUGCCAGACAGCCACUACUACACUGUGGAGACGUAACACCAAUGGAGAGCCUGUUUGCAAUGCCUGUGGCCUUUACUACAAACUGCACAAUAUGAAUCGUCCGCUCACUAUGAAGAAAGAAGGUAUUCAGACUCGAAACAGGAAAAUGUCCAGCAAGUCUAAGAGAAGGAGAGGGGAGAGCUCACACCAUCUGACCAGUAUCAUGAGGGACAAACCACUGGCCUUCAACCACAUUACGAAUAUUUCACACCCUUUCACUAUGACUCCGGCUAUGGAGUUACAUCCAGCCUUUAGCCACACCCACCAGACUAGUUUGGUUACUGCCAUGGGCUGAUCUUUAGAACCCACGUUCCACAUUUGUGAGACUUGCCUGCACACAGACACAGACAAGCCCUUAAUGAACACACAAGUUUUUAAAUGAUACAUUUUUGUAUAGUCAUUGGCUCUUGUAAGAGCUUUGUUUUUUAGGUUUUUGUUUUUUGAACAUUUUUACAUUUUCAUUGCCUGAUUCAGUAAGUAAUAAAUGGCACUUUAACAUGGAAACUCCAGCAAUAUAGUUUAGACGAUUCAGGUUUUUAUUUUACUGUGUAUUCACUGGUCAUUUAUUGUCUUUUGUUGUUCAGUGAAUUGGUAAUUAACUACCUAAUUGCUCCUUAAAUACAAUAACAUUUAAUGUACAGUGGUUCUCAAUCUGGAACUCAACACCCCCCAAGAUGGUCCACAUGGUUGCACUGUCUCAGCUUCCAACAAAUAGGACUGGAGCAUAAAAGUGUACCAUUUGAGAGACCCCGCCUCAGUACAUCUGCCAGUGCACAGUUGUAAAUAUAUUACCCUUGAUUUGGUCUGAAUAUGGGAGCAGUCGUGGGCUGGAGGCUAGGGUUCUGGCCCUGUGACCAGAAGGUUGCCGGU
This is a messenger RNA of Pygocentrus nattereri (red-bellied piranha), 1890 nucleotides long. RefSeq names its product GATA binding protein 2b (gene gata2b). Lineage: Eukaryota; Metazoa; Chordata; Actinopteri; Characiformes; Serrasalmidae. Bases 194 to 1315 code for a protein of 373 amino acids. Gene Ontology annotation, biological process: cell fate commitment; positive regulation of transcription by RNA polymerase II; negative regulation of transcription by RNA polymerase II. Gene Ontology annotation, cellular component: nucleus. The transcript is spliced from 6 exons. Gene Ontology annotation, molecular function: DNA-binding transcription factor activity, RNA polymerase II-specific; RNA polymerase II cis-regulatory region sequence-specific DNA binding; zinc ion binding. The record is from RefSeq and is a predicted model, not a curated record.